AUGAAAUACCUGCUUGGGUUUAUCGCAAUACUGCUACCUUCGAUCAUAUGUCGUGAUUUGCGGUGCGAUUUCGAAGAUCCAAAUGACUUAUUAAGCAGCAAUGCUCUGGUUGGGUGCCAAAUCCGCCAUGCCGAUAACAGGUACUCAACUGUCACAUGUCCAAAUCAAGUAAACGACAUCGAGUAUAUAUGGCACCCUCGUCCAAAUUCGGACAAAGACGCUCCAAUCAAGACGUACUUCAGUGAGAAUGGCAAGCUGCGUUCCGCUGCUAUUUCGGAUGUCUUGCGCUCUGAAGCCUUGAAACCACUCAUGAAGCUGGAAUCUAGACCGUUGAAGCGUAGUUUGCACUUCUAUUUACCUAGACAUGAAUUGUUUGUCAUUACCAAAGCCCGCCUGAUCUUCAUCUGUGGACCGCGAGAUUUGGUUCUGACUGAUGAAGUGCAGCGUCAACUGAGCCGCCUCGAUGACUUUGUUGGGAUUCAAAAAUUCCCGUGGAGUGCAACAACACCAUUGACUGAGGAAUUAUCGAAAAUAGGGCAGGGCUUGGGAGUGGUUUUCUUGAACAGAGAACUUGAGCAUUUACCACCCCAGGGUUGUGGCACCCGCCCUUCGCCACUGUUCUCUCCGGAUCAUGAGGUGAAUUUGGAUCCUGUCACAGGCAUAAGGUCAUGUGUGGUAGAUCCCAUGUCGGAGUCACGAAUUGGUUUCCUUUGCGAAGGCAGGAUUGAACCUGAGGAUUGCAUGACGUCUCUCUAUGAUAAGGAUGGUGGAGUUGUGAAACCUCCUCGACCACGUUUUUAUUGGAAAUUCGAACACCAUAGGCCUUGGGUGGUAGCGCAAUAUUUUGACAAAUUAGCCUUACUUCCCUUCCAUGGCGAAUGCAGGUGUAUAGAUCCCCAAACGGGCCAUGUGAAAGCCACGAUAGAGGUCCGCUCAAAAACCGAGUACAUUUGUGACAUUUCUAGCUUGAUAUUACGUAACCGUUUUCGCCCCAUCCGCGGCCCUUGGUGUUCGGUUAUGUUACAUCCAGGCAAUACGUUGACCAUAAGGUUUCCCUCAAAGCCCAUAAAUUCGGCUUCUACAAAGGAGCCUUCUGACGAAAAUUCUUACGGAGAUAUCGAUGAGCAUCUUUCGAAUAUACCAUUCUCUCAACUGCCAUCUAUCUACGAAUACGAGACAGAAUUUUUGCCGCAGGACAUGACGACGCUGCGGCAGCAGGCGUAUUACUAUGACCUUGAAACUUAUGGCGAAAUCUCCUACAACAAAGCACUUGCUGGCGAUGCUCUUGAGUUAGAUGUUUCCCAAAUUGCCCGAGGAGAGGUGAAGCUUAAGUAUCAUAUAGACAAACCUCUAUCGUCGCUAGGAGGUCACAACGUUUUCUUGUAUCACUGGACGUUGAUAUCUAAAAACGAAAAUGUACUCGAGAAAAUACGCUCCACCGUCAACGUCUCCUUUGCAUUUAACCAUGACUACACGAAGGUUGGUUGUGAUAGGGGGCAAAGGCAUGUAUUCGAUCAACACUCGAGCAAGAACUAUUGCACAAACAAACUAAUGAGUAACGAUACAGGGAGUACUUACGAAUGCGCAUUGCAUUUUUGGAGGGCCGAAUGGAAAACCGGCAUUUACUGCAGUCCCGACGAAGAGCUGUUGCCAAAAAAUUGUGACUCUACAGCAUAUGACCUCUACUCAAACAGCAUCAUUCCAUUACCUAUAUCGGUGCGUAGCGUAACACCAUAUCCAAUUCAGGGGUUCCAGGUAUUAAACGUGGCCGUACAAAAUACGCCCAUCAGUUAUGCUUGUAUAUGUGUUGACCAACGUGGACACGAAACGUCAAGGCUUAUUCUCGAGUCAUACGAUAAAUUAAGCCGCAACUUCGUGGUUACUCCCAAACCUAUGGCUGCCUUGGCACACGUUCGUAUUGUUAUGUGA
Molecule: messenger RNA, 1929 nt
Organism: Babesia ovata
Lineage: Eukaryota; Apicomplexa; Aconoidasida; Piroplasmida; Babesiidae
Exons: 2
Coding region: 1-1929 (642 amino acids)
Source: RefSeq, a predicted model, not a curated record